Molecule: messenger RNA, 204 nt
Organism: Metarhizium album ARSEF 1941
Lineage: Eukaryota; Fungi; Ascomycota; Sordariomycetes; Hypocreales; Clavicipitaceae
Exons: 2
Coding region: 1-204 (67 amino acids)
Source: RefSeq, a predicted model, not a curated record
AUGGCCGACGACGCUCAAAGCACCCGCGCCGCAUUGAUCAACGCCGUCCACGAGCAGGACCACGCGGAAAAGGGUCCCGGAACCAGCGCAGCCGGCGCCGCGAAAAAGAAGCGCUCCAAGCGCAACGAGUUCAUGCUCCACAAGUACCUCUACGAGACGAAGGAGCUGCCAAUCAAUGAGCUCUUUGUGCAGAAAUACCACUAG